CCUACCUCACGAGCUGGACCAUUUUCUGAGAGCAUGCACUUCUUUGCGCAUCCUCGAGAUGCACUACAGAGAGUAUGGACCGAAGCCGCUAGGGCAGGAAGUCAACAUUCCGGCUGUGCUGAAGUCUUCCUCAGCCCUCACUUAUCUCGAAUACUUCCGUCUGGACCACGAUCUGACAGGGGACAUUGUUGAAGAGUGCUUGAAGGGAGGUGAUGCUUCAUUCCGCAGACUUCGACAUCUGGCAAUCAAGGGGGAGACAGCGACGUUGUCUUAUUUCCUCUCGCUCCCUAUGCAAUCACUUACACGGCUCGAUCUGGUUGUGGGCGACCCAUUCCACCAUAUUUGCCCGUGUAUCGCCCAGAUACAUUGCCUUACAGAUAUCCACCUGAAAAUCGGUGUUGAUCGUCACAGUCCCAGGUACAACGAGAAAUUUAGGCCUGGGCCCAAUGACUGGGAAGGCACUCGAGAAGACCUGAAUGCCUUGUCAGCCCUGAAGAAUCUACAAACCCUCAGCAUAGGUCCAUCUAAUAUUAACCUUGCGAUACCAUGGCUUACAGACGAUUAUUUCAUCCAAUGGGUGACUAAUUUUCCAGACCUCUUGAAUAUCUGUUUGGAGUGGGAGUGUUCGCUCACAUUCGCCUCAGUCGUCGCACUGUCGAAGUCGCAUCCUCGUCUUCGCCAAUGCAAGCUCCUGUGGACGCAAGAGCUAGGAGAUUGGAACGACUUGACCUCGCCUCAGUUUGUCGACCUACAACACCUAGGCCUGAGUCUCGUCAUGAAUUUCGACCGUUCAAACAUUCGCGAGUUUGUGACGAAAUUCAUCAAACAUCCCAGCUCCAUGAGCACCUGUAUCCUAUUUCGAGAGCGUGGAUUUGACCCGGAUGGCAAUUUGAUUGUCGAAGAGGCCGAUGAGACGUAUGUCGUGAGGUUGGACGCAAAAGCUGCUGCCACCUGAUGACAGUGAGAUGGCUUUACUCUUCCCCGUGUGCUAAAUUUUGUAUUUGACACUGUUGUAAGAAUGCACGAUGGUUUUCGGGAGUAGAGCUCGGUCUGAAGAGAGGGCUUCGAAUUUGUCGCUCUUUGUGGACAACCUACCCUAAUAUCAUCGUGCAUUUUGAUGUGUAGAUCAAGAAAAAUCCACAACUAAUAGCGUCCUGCAAAUCAUGUAUAGUCACUACAUAGUCAAACAAGCUAUGCACAGAUUCAGCAUCUUCGUCGUUGAUGCAAUGUCGGUGAAGAAUUGUAUCGAUCAGCCGUUCUGAUGCGACUAUUAAGCCAGACCCAAAGAGAUUGAUUCCGACAAGAGCGUGACCUGGAGAUAUAACAAACAUCUGCACGAGCAGUGACUGGUCUAGUAGAAGUUGAC
Messenger RNA from Aureobasidium pullulans EXF-150, 1366 nucleotides. RefSeq lists its product as uncharacterized. The record is from RefSeq and is a predicted model, not a curated record. Bases 59 to 955 code for a protein of 298 amino acids. The transcript has a single exon. NCBI's taxonomy places the organism in Eukaryota, Fungi, Ascomycota, Dothideomycetes, Dothideales, Saccotheciaceae.